Echinostoma caproni is the source of this 216-nucleotide messenger RNA. Lineage: Eukaryota; Metazoa; Platyhelminthes; Trematoda; Plagiorchiida; Echinostomatidae. The record is from the annotation of a GenBank genome assembly.
AUGCGUAUCCACCGUUGUUCUAGACACCGCACUCUUCACGGCCCUCCCCCAUCUACUCCAAAGGGAUUUUGGGAUUUGGAUAUUUCUGAUGACGAACCCCACAAUCCGACAGAGGAGGAAGAAAAAAAACUAAUCGUCGGUCACAACCGUUCAACACGUCGGAGACUGGCUCAACUUUCGAAAUCAUCCGGCACAUCCACAGCUAGUUCAGUUUGA